AUGUCCACAGAGCCAAAGAAUGCUCUUUCACUUAGAACAUGGCUAACUGAAAAUAAUGGCAGGUUCGAUAAUAAGGUCAGGUUUCAGCCAGUGCUUUCUGGAUUUUCGGUUAUCGCAACGGAAGAGAUAGCUCCGGAGACUACCAUCGCAUCCUGUCCUUUUGACAUUGCUAUUACCAGGUGUUCCUCGAAAUCCUCUCUUCUCAAGCUGCUGAAACCGAGCAAGGUAGAUGUACUUGAUUCGUGGAACGAACGGCAGUGCAUUGCAACCUACUUAUGCUUCCACUUGAUCUUGCUACCCAGUGAUUUAGAUCAUUUCACCUUUCUCCGACACGGUCCCUACGUCCUUGUGCUUCCGCCCGAGGAAAAAAUGCGAACAGGCCUUCAUUUCACUCCAGAGGAACGUGAGAUGUUCAGAGGAUCUAAUCUCUUUGGAGCUAUUGUGGACAGAGAAAAAGAGUAUCGAGAUGAAUGGGUCCAGUGUCUCCGAGUCAUUAGUGAAUGCAAGGCGAGCUGGGGUACAGCGUUCUCUUGGGAACUGUAUCGCACAGCAACCACCCAUGUUUCUUCUCGAGCCUUCCCUUCCAGCCUGUUAUCAAGAAAUCCUUCCCUCAGCACGUCGCCUUCGAUCGAGCCUAUCCUUCUACCCGGGAUCGACUCGAUCAACCAUGCUCGAGGCAAACCCGUAUCUUGGGUGGUCACGUAUCCCAACCACGAAUCUCCGUCUACGCCCCCGACAAUCUCCCUCAAGAUACAUUAUCCUGUCUCCGCCGGAGACGAAAUAUUCAACAACUAUGGAGUCAAACCUAAUUCUGAACUCGUACUGGGAUACGGUUUCUCGAUCUCCGAGAAUCCAGACGACACCAUUCUUCUCAAAGUCGGCGGUGGAGGGGUGCAUGCCAAACGGUGGGAGGUUGGCCGGCAAGCACGAGGUGCAGAUGGUCUAUGGGCAGAAAUCCUUUCAUUCAUUUCCGAAAAUGAGGAUGCUACCUACGAGGAUCAUCUCGAUGCUUCUGCAAUGCUGACGGACAUGGUGGACCGUUUAACAAGUCAACUUCCGCCGCUGAAGAACAAGAGCUUCGAUCCAAAUACGGUUCGCCCCGAAGUAGUGAAGAUGUAUCAUGAUUACAUAGAAGGCCAGCGUGAUAUCUUGGACGCUUUAAUCAAGUUUGCUGAGGCGAAAAAGCAGGCUGCUGUUGAGUGGGCUGCAGAGGAGGGGGUCGAACUAGUAUUUGAUGAAUAG
This is a messenger RNA of Marasmius oreades (fairy-ring Marasmius), 1242 nucleotides long. RefSeq lists its product as uncharacterized. The record is from RefSeq and is a predicted model, not a curated record. Gene Ontology annotation, molecular function: protein-lysine N-methyltransferase activity; protein binding. Gene Ontology annotation, cellular component: nucleus. Gene Ontology annotation, biological process: peptidyl-lysine monomethylation. Lineage: Eukaryota; Fungi; Basidiomycota; Agaricomycetes; Agaricales; Marasmiaceae. The transcript is spliced from 5 exons. Bases 1 to 1242 code for a protein of 413 amino acids.